Messenger RNA from Psammomys obesus (fat sand rat), 2430 nucleotides. RefSeq names its product THUMP domain containing 2 (gene Thumpd2). The record is from RefSeq and is a predicted model, not a curated record. Gene Ontology annotation, molecular function: RNA binding; tRNA (guanine) methyltransferase activity. Gene Ontology annotation, biological process: tRNA methylation. NCBI's taxonomy places the organism in Eukaryota, Metazoa, Chordata, Mammalia, Rodentia, Muridae.
GGCGCAAUGGCGGCCGCCGGGUCAGGUCCGGGUUCUGACCCCGCCGCUGGCGCCCGGUUCUUCUGCACCGCGGGCCGCGGCCUGGAGCCGUUCCUGAUGCGGGAGGUGCGCGCGCGGCUGGAGGCCACGCAGGUUGAAUAUAUUUCAGGAAAAGUAUUUUUCACCACCUGUUCAGAUUUGACCUUGAUGAAGAAGUUAAAGUCAGCAGAGAGACUGUUUUUGUUGAUGAAGAAGCAGCCUCCAGUUGCAGUUUCUUCCCUGAACAAAGGAAAAAUACUUAAUGAAAUGCAGAGACUUAUAAAUGAUGAUCCAGGAAGUUGGCAGAAGGCCAUUUCACUUUGGAAAAAACUUCUCGAACUUGAUACAAAAAGAGAAAAUCUUCCUCAAAAGGAUGCUAACCCACUAAAACGAAAAGCAGGAGAAAAUGAAAUUAUCACUGCUAAGAAAUUAAAGCUAGAGGAGACACGGGCGGCUGGCGAGAGUCACAGAGAAGGCCGGCAGGACAGACUACCAGAAGACUCAGCGGAGCAGGGAGAUGCUGUUACUAGGAGGGAUGAACUCCACCAACAGGGACUCCAGAAUGCCGUGGAGAAGGCAGGUGGCGCUCAGAACCAGGAGGACUUGACUUUCAGGGUUUCCUGUCGCUGCAGUGGGAAUGUUGGAAAGGCCGUCACUGGACAGGAGGUAGGAAGAGUGAUUGGAAUUGCUCUCAUGAGGCAGUUUGGAUGGAAAGCUGAUUUGAGGAAUCCCAAUUUAGAGAUCUUCGUGCAUCUGAGUGAUGCUUACUCAGUGGUGGGGAUUCCCCUGUUCAGAGUUCCUUUAGCCAGCAGAACUUACAUCCAGACAGCUGGGCUGCGGUCGACCAUAGCGUGGGCCAUGGCAUCUAUUGCGGAAAUUAAGGCUGGAGCGCUGGUUCUAGAUCCAAUGUGUGGCCUUGGGACCAUACUUGUGGAAGCUGCUGAAGAGUGGCCAGAUGUCUACUACAUGGGUGCUGACGUCAGCGACUCGCAGUUACUUGGAGCAUGUGACAAUCUGAAGACUGCAGGCCUCGCAGACAGGAUUGAGUUACUCAAGGUCUCUGUUACAGAGUUACCGCUCCCGUCACAAAGUGUCGAUGUUAUUAUUUCUGACAUUCCAUUUGGGAAAAAAUUUAAGUUAGGAAAAGACAUCAAAAGCAUUCUACAAGAAAUGGAAAGAGUGCUGCGUGUUGGAGGAGCCAUGGUCUUGUUGCUCAGUGAAGAUCACCACCAGUGUCUUAGAGACUGCGGAGGCGGAAGCAUGCCCCUGACUGCCCAGGGCAAUGUCGCUGACCCUGAGAUGAAGAUGCUUUUGAAUCCUGGCAGAACUGGUGCACCCAACACAGCAUCACCUCCACAUAAAGCCGAUAGCCUGCAGCGGCCCGGUAGGAUGUUGCCCUGGGGCUCACUGGUGCCAGUGGAGUGCUUCAAAGUUGGCCUUGGAAAAACAGAUGCAUUCAUAUGUAAAUAUAAGAAGGCACAUGCCCCCAAACUGUCCCCAGCUGGAUGCCCUGAGCCAGGGGCACAUCCUGAGAUGGCAGCCAGGCAAGAAUGCUCUCUCCAGGAUUCCCUGUAGCCCUCACCACACCCCGUAGCUUUAAGAGUGCAGGCUCUGCCGGUAGGUGUGGCCAAGAACAUACUGUCGCAUAAGGCUUCCUGCUUUUAGUCCCCAGUACUCAGGGGUCUUGACAAAGAGCAGCUGGUUAAAUUUUCUGAAGACUUGGUAUAAAAACCAUUCAUCCCAGAAACUGAACUUUUAAAAAUGAAAAAAUCUUUAUGUGUAAAGAUAUCUAUUAAAUGAUUUUUUUUUUUUUUUUUUUUUUUUUUAGCCUAUAAUUUGCUUCUCUAUUAGGGUGAAAUUUUUUUUUGUUUUGUUUUUUUGUUUUCUGAGACAGGGUUUCUCUGUGUAGCCCUGGCUGUCCUGAGCUCUCUUUGUAGACCAUGCUGGCCUCAAACUCACAGAGCUCCACCUGCCUCUGCCUCCCUGAGUAGAAAGUAAUUUUUAUUUGCCAUAAUGUAUUACUCCUGUUUUAUAAAACAUCAGAGAAUAACAUUAAUCUAGAAUCCCUCAACAUGAUGAAAAUGAAUUUUGUCUUUUUAAAAGAUGUAUUUAUUUUUAUUUUAUGUAUAUGUAUGAGUGCCUACAUGGAUGGAUGGAUGGAUGGAUGGAUGGAUGGAUGGAUGGAUGGAUGGAUGGAUACCAGUGUGUACCAUGUUGAUGGAGACCUGACGACAACUCCGUGUCCUCAAGAACUGGAGUUACAAGUGGUUUUAAGCUGCCAUGUGGGUGCUGGCUGGGAACUGAAGCCAGGUCCUCUGCAAGAGCAGCAAGUGUUCUUACCCACUGAACUCUAGCCCCUGAAAUUUGCUUUUUAGAAAAAGCAUUAAUAAAUUGCUUCCUUAUUCUCUGUGA